AUUUUUCAGUAGGGUUACAAUUAAUCAAGCUCAGCUUCAGAAGCCUUCAAAGUGCCCCUCUAGAGCUUUUUACCGCUGUUAACCGCUCACGAGAUGAGAGGUGCCCCCGUCUCUGCAACUUUUGCCAAGCCCUCGAACAAUUAUUCAGGUGAACAACCCUGCAAACUUCCUCCACACUUUCCCUCCGCACCUUUCCUCCACACGCCCGCUCUCCACUUCACAUUCUCAACACGGAAACCGCGAUAAUGCUCUCCACCAGCACUAUGCGGCCAAUUCGAGCUUUCAGUGUCCGUUUCCAGCCGGCGCAUGUCACUCCAUUGUAUGUGGCCGCCGCGUUCACCACCUCCUCCCGGCCAGCAAAGUUUCGGCGAAUCCAGCAACCCGUCACCUAUGCAACACAACCUCCAGUCGCUGCUUCAGUCCGUUAUGCCUCCACCGCUCCGUCAAGCUCCCCGGCGCCAAACCCCGCCUCAACAUCUAACACCUCCUCGAACACCCCCACCCAGCUCACCUGGAACCGCUUCCUCACGCUGCGCCGAACGCGUCGAAAGAUCAGCGUCGUGGCGUCUAGCUUCAGUGCUGUCGCGACCACUUAUGCCGGCAUGAGAGUCUUCGUCGAGAACAAUUAUGACUCCAUAUGGGCAGCCAGCUUUGGCCUGGACCCAAUUGUCGUAGCAGGACUCACGUCAGUAGGACUUCUUGCCGUAGGGUGGCUUAUUGGACCGUUCUUCGGAAACUCUGCCUUUAACGCCUACUACCGGAAGAUUCGCGGCGAGAUCGAGAGUAAGGAGCGCGAAUUCUACAAGCGCAUCAAAGAGCAUCGCGUCGACCCGACCUCCUCCUCAAUGGCGAACCCCGUCCCAGACUACUAUGGUGAGAAGAUCGGCUCUGUUUCGGACUAUAGGCGCUGGCUCAAGGACCAGCGGGCCUUCAAUCUGAAGAGGGGCGCUUACGUUGGUAGUAAGUGACUCUCUUCUUUGGACCUAUUGGUCUGCUCUCCUCUGAGCAGUCUAUAGUCCGAGAGAAUCUGUCUAAAGAGAACGGUGCCGCUUAGAGACAAUCUCCGCGACGCUAGUUGCGCUGUGGGCGGGGCAGAGAGGGGCUUCUGGAUUUGCGGAAAGGGGAAAACGAUGUAUAUUCUAUUAUAGUAAUGGGAAUGGGACAAUGGAACGGCAAUUCAAGUAUAAAUACUGCCGAUUAGGGCAUCGGCAUAGGC
Messenger RNA from Lindgomyces ingoldianus, 1216 nucleotides. RefSeq names its product Pam17-domain-containing protein. Gene Ontology annotation, cellular component: PAM complex, Tim23 associated import motor. The transcript has 2 exons. The record is from RefSeq and is a predicted model, not a curated record. The coding region runs from base 246 to 968 and encodes 240 amino acids. Gene Ontology annotation, biological process: protein import into mitochondrial matrix. NCBI's taxonomy places the organism in Eukaryota, Fungi, Ascomycota, Dothideomycetes, Pleosporales, Lindgomycetaceae.